This is a messenger RNA of Vidua chalybeata, 3752 nucleotides long. RefSeq names its product AAR2 splicing factor (gene AAR2). Gene Ontology annotation, biological process: spliceosomal tri-snRNP complex assembly. The transcript is spliced from 3 exons. Bases 804 to 1949 code for a protein of 381 amino acids. The record is from RefSeq and is a predicted model, not a curated record. Lineage: Eukaryota; Metazoa; Chordata; Aves; Passeriformes; Viduidae.
CACCCCCAGCUCUCACAGCCUGGCUCCAGAGCAGAGGGCUCCAGCCCUUCGGAGCAUCUCCACGGCCACCUCUGGACUCAUUCCAGCAUCUCCACAGCCCUCCAGUGCUGCAGAGCCAGAGCUGGACGCAGUUCUGCAGGUGGGCUCUAGCACAUGCCAGGUCGGGAAUUGCGGCUGGUGGAGCCGGGAGCGGCUUCGUGUGGCAGGUGCUGAGCCUCGGACACAGCGCGGGCAGCAAAGCGGCUUGUGAGAAUGCUCGGGAUGCGGGGAGGUGGCGUGAGCUGCCCAUCUCUAGGGACCCCGACCCUGUCUGUUGGCCUGGAAGGGAGGACGUAGUGCUGGGACAGCGUCUGCGUGUCACAGUGGGGGUCUCCGUGUGUCUGUCCCGGGGGGGCCUCUCGGUCCGUCAGUCCCAGGCACGGCUCUUGUCCGUCUGUCCCGCUGCGGGGCUGGGAACACGGGGGACCCGGGGGAAUGGCAGGCUGCUGGAGGGACUGGCGAGCGGUUUUGGGGACAGUGGGUCAGCGGGGAGCAGCCGCCAGCCAUGGAGAGGGAGAAGGGAGCAGCGCCGGGCCGGGGGUUGGGGAUGGGCGGUGGAGACAGGGACCGAAGAGGCACUGAGUCGCGGGCGAUCGGGGGCAAGUCCCGCUGUCCACCGGACACAGCUGCAGCGCAGCCCGGCCCCGGCCGAGAGAGGCGUGGCGCCCGGGCCAGGCAGCGCGGACGCUCCUCCCGCCGCCGGCCCCGGAAUCGCAGGGCCCGGAUAUCCGAGCAGGGCCGCUGCUGCUCGGUGCGGCCGGGCCAUGGCGGCCCUGCGGGCGGACCCCGAGCUGGCCCGGCAACUCUUCUUCGAGGGUGCGGCCGUGGUGGUGCUGGACGUGCCCGAGGGCACUGAGUUCGGCAUCGACUACAGCGCGUGGGCCGUGGGGCCGCGGUUCCGCGGCGUGAAGAUGGUACCGCCGGGGCUGCACUUCGUGUACUGCAGCGCGGCCGGCGCCGGCGGGCGGGACGCGGGGCCGCGCUCCGGCCGCUUCCUCGGCCUGCGGCGCCGCGAGGUGCGGGUGCUGCGCUGGGACCCCGCGGGCGAGACCGUGCGGCCCGAGCCGCCCGAGCAGGGCGAGGCGCUGCGGGACAGCCUGCCGGAGCUGGACCCCUUCCUAGGGCCCUACCCCUACGAGACGCUGAAGAAGUGGGUGUCGCUGAGCAACUUCAUCAGCGAGGCGGCGGCCGAGGAGCUGCAGCCCGAGAGCGGCCAGAUCUGCGCCUUCGCCGAGGUGCUGCCCGAGGCGGCGGGGCGGCACACGCGGGACCGCGCCGGGCAGCGCCGGCCGCCGCUGGGCGCCGAGUGCCGCAGCUACGCCGAGGGCCUGGCCCGGCUGCCCCGCAUGCGGCCGCGGCCCGGCACCCAGAUCCGCUUCUCCGAGCUGCCCCGGCAGGCCUUCCCCGACGGAGCCACCCCCGAGGAGAUCACCCGGCACAGCAUGGACCUGAGCUACGCCCUACAGCGGGUGAUGGAGCAGCGCUACCCCGGCCGGCCGCUGGGCCUACUCGCUGAGUUGCAGUUUGCCUUCAUCUGCUUUCUGAUUGGGAACGUGUAUGAUGCCUUUGAGCACUGGAAAAGGCUCCUGAACAUCCUGUGCCGGUCAGAGGAGGCCAUAGGGAAGUACCAAGACCUUUACAUCAACCUAAUUUCUGUGCUCUAUCACCAGCUCAACGAGAUCCCAGCAGAUUUUUUUGUGGACAUUGUCUCCCAGGACAACUUCUUAACUAGCACAUUACAGGUGCUGUUCUCCUGCACGUGCAGCUCUGCUGUGGAUGAGGCUCUGAGGAAAAAGGCUGAGAAGUUCAAGGCUCACCUGACAAAGAAAUUCAGAUGGGACUUUGAGGCAGAGCCUGACGACUGUGCCCCUGUGGUGGUUGAGCUGCCUGAGGAUGUGCAGGUGGACUGAUCCAAAGGCCCCCUUAGGGGAAAAAAGCUUCUAAAAUGACCUUUUCCUUCUCUUCUCCAGCCUUGCAGCUUCUUAAAGGCUGAGUCUGAACUGGUCCUGUUUCCGCUGGAGAAGCAGAUGGGGGAAACCCAGGAGGAUGCUGCGCUUUGUGAGGAGCCCAGAGGUGUUGGAGGAGUUUGAGUAUUGCUAUGUGGCAGCUUUGGACACCUUGGGGUUUUCCCAGCCCUUCUGCAGCAUCUCCUCCUGGAACACAAACCACAAAGUCACAGAAUCAUUAAAGUUCCGAAAGACCUUUUGAUAUCAUGGAGUUCAACUCUAAACCUGACAGUGCCACGAUCCUCCUACACUCAGCUGCCCUCUCAUCCUUGCUUCCCUCCACUGCCUGGGGAGCACUUGUGGUUUAGGGGUGUGUCUUGGUUUGAAAAGCUAGCCAUCUGCUAAGGAAGGCAGGAGCCUCCCUUGAAAUGGAAAAUGCAAACCCCCUGCCUCCAAAUUAUUAUAAUUUUGAAAUUAAGGGGCUCUCAGGCAAAGAUAUGGGAGUAGGAAUAACAGUUCUUUACUAGGAAAAUUAAAAAUACAAAUGCAAUAGUACAAACAAAAACAAACCACUGCCAGAGUCAGAGCAGGCCCUGGCAGCCUGUGGGUCAGGGUGGUGGCAGCAGUCCCAUUCCAUGGUGGCUCAGCCCUCCUGCAGUGCCAGCCGUGCUUCUGCUGGAGCAGGGAUCCUGGACAAGGCUGGAGUUUUCCUCUGAAGCUCCAGGGCUGCUGGAGAUGGGCCUGGGCUUCCUCUGGGAAUGCAGUGGGGAUGAAAGCUGCUCCUCUGGGAAUGCAGUGGGCAAAGGCUGCUGUGGGAUUCCAAGGUCAGAUUGGAUCCAGGUAGGAAUGCUUGGCUCCUCCCCCUGGGCGGAGCAUCUCCCAAUGGGAUGAUGGAGUUUUCUCAGCCAGGCAGGGACACUCACUGGCCCAUGAACAGAAGAGAAUUAAUAAUUAAUGUCCCAUUAACAGAAGAUAUUUCCUGGAGGGAGGAUUGCUUGUGGAAGAGAUAAAGAAAACUGCCCAGUGAACAGCAGAGAACUGCCCCACAUCUAACAGAUGGCCAUAGAAUACACACAUAUCUUACAAUCCCGGACAGUAUCCAACCCCCAAACUGCUCUUCAUUCCUUCUCCCUGCUCCACAGGCUCGCUGGUGUUGGACAAACCAGAGCUGUCAGUCUCAGAGAGUUUCCUGGUGUGGGGCCUCUGCUGCUGUUUGUAUCAUCCACGCUGCAAAUGCAGACAUGAGGAAUGUGCUGCCCUCCUGUCACAGUGUGGCACAACUCCCUUUUUUAUUGGUGUGACAUGAGUAAUUCCAGGGUUGGCUCUCACAAUUGAAAGGCAAAUAUAAUGUAUAUGUGUUAAGAGAAGUUUUAUAGAUUUAUAGUUGUGUUUUACCCUCCUUGUGCUGUUAUCAGGGGUGCCCUGGGUUUGGGACAUUUGGGAGUGUCGGCUCAUUACUAUGGCAACACCUGACCUCCAGUCAAGAUUUAAGGAAGUGAUCUCCACCACUGGACAGGGAAGGAGGAGUCGAUGGACAGAACUUUGGGAGGGGCUAAAGGGUUAAAAGGUGAAACCUCCAUUGUGUGGGUGAGCACAUGAUGGGAAAAUCCUUUGCUCCCUGUGCCCUAAUAUUUUCUCCAUUCAGUCUUGUGUUGUAUUUUUGAUAAGGUUUUAAUUAACCUUGUAAAUGUUUUGAAAGUGAGUAUGAUUUUUCACAUUGGGGAGAAAUUUAAAAAAUUAAGACAUAAAAAGCUUUGCUCAACCUCA